AUGCUGACUUGCGGCAAGACGGUGUUGUAUGCAACAGCGUGCUGCGGAGACCAUACUGUCGGCGAUGGCUCCUUUACUCCCCUGCAGGUCAACUAUGCAGAGAGGUUCAGUGCAGCCGGCAGGACCAGCGGAGGCUGGCUGAAGCGCGAUGGGAGGCCCAAGGACGGGGAGGUGCUGACGGCGCGUCUAGUGGACCGGCCGCUGCGGCCGAUGUUUGCGCCGGGCUGGGCCAAUGACACGCAGGUGCUCAUCUGGGUGCUGUCCUACGACGGCAUCAACACCCCCGAGCCGCUUGCAAUCACCGCCGCCGCUGCCGCCCUCGCCAUCUCUGAUAUUCCGCUGCAGAAGGCGGUGGCGGGGGUGCGAGUGGGGCUGCUGGAGGGGCGGGGGUUUGUGGUGAACCCCAGCGAGCAGGAGCUGCAGGAGAGCAGCCUGGACCUCAUGCUGGCCGGCACAGCUGAUGCCCUACUCAUGAUAGAGGGCUACUGUGACUUCCUGUCCGAGGACCAGAUGCUCGAGGCUGUGAGGGUUGGAACGGAGGCUGUGGCAGAGCAGUGCCGGGCGAUUGAGGGGUGGAGGAAGCAGGUGGGGCGGCCGAAGCGCCAAGACAUGGCCCACGGCACAGAAGGCCUGGAGGCCCGGAUUGAGGCCCUGUGCAGGGACGAUGUGGAGGCUGCUUACCGAAGAAGUGGCGGCAAGCAUGAAAGGUCUUCGGCGGUGAUGGCCAUACAGGAGCGGGUGAAGUCUCAGCUGGCAGAAGCAGAUUCUCUCCAGUCACUCGGGAGCCUGUCAGAGGAUGAGAGCGACGUCGAGGAAAUGUCUGUCGGCACAUCCGGGGCAGCGCCCGUCGCCAACCUCUCCCAAUUUGGCCGAGCCUUUAAGCAUGUGGAGGCGCGGGUGAUGCGGCGGAUGGCGCUUGGGGAGGACUGCCGGGCGGACGGGCGCCGCUGCGACGAGGUGCGGCCGAUAACAUCGCGCGCGGGGCUGCUGCCAUCCACGCACGGCUCCUCCCUCUUCACCCGCGGCGAGACGCAGACCAUCGCCGUUGUCACCCUGGGCAGCGAGCAGGAUGCCCAGCAGGUGGAUGAGAUGGCGUUGGAGGGGCAGUUCUCGCGCAAGUUCUUCCUGCAGUACUACUUCCCGCCCAGCUGCGUUGGCGAGACCGGCCGCGUCGGCGCGCCCGGCCGCCGCGAGAUCGGCCACGGCCAGCUCGCCGAGCGCGCGCUCACCCCCAUCAUUCCCGACGCGGUGGACUUCCCAUACACCGUCCGUGUUGAGAGCACAGUGACCGAGAGCAAUGGGUCUUCUUCCAUGGCCAGCGUGUGCGGCGGCUACCUGGCCCUCCUCGAUGCAGGUGUGCCGGUGACGCGGCCGGUGGCGGGGGUGGCCAUGGGUCUGAUUUUGGAGCCCAGCGGGCAAUUCCAGAUUCUGACAGACAUUCUGGGCAGUGAGGACGCCAUGGGAGACAUGGACUUCAAAGUUGCCGGCGACGCUGAUCACAUCACUGCCUUCCAGAUGGACAUCAAGGUGGAGGGAAUUACGAUAGAAGUGCUGACGGCUGCGCUGGCGGCCGCGCGCGCGGCGAGGCGCCACAUCCUCGGGGAGAUGGAUCGCUGCGCCCCAGCCCCGAGGCGUUCCUUGGCACCCAAUGCUCCGCGCAUCCGCCGCUUCAACGUCAACCCCGACAAGCUGGGGCAGCUGAUCGGCCCCGGUGGCCGCUACAUCCGCGCGCUCAUCGAGGAGUCCGGCGCCGAUGACAUCAAGGUCGUUGACAACAUAAAGGGGACCGUGGAGGUAAUGGCGAGCAGCGACGAUAUUGCAACCAAAGCACUGCAGAUGGCAGAGAGGCUCCUGGAAGAGCCAGAGGUUGGCCGGACCUACAACGGCGCCAAGGUGGACUCGGUGGAGAAGUUUGGGCUGUUUGUGGAGAUCCUGCCGGGCAAGACUGGCCUGCUGCACAAUUCAGAGCUGGAUGUGGAUCGCAGCAUCACCGCGGAGAACUGGGUUGUCGGUGACUCCAUUGAUGUCAAGUUACUGGAGGUGUUGGAGAAUGGCAAGCUCAAGCUGUCAAGGAAGGCACUGCAGAUCGAGGGUGGGGCAGAGGAUAUACCUAUGGAGCAGCCAGAGCCGGGCAAGAUCUACAGAAAUUGUCAGGUGACGAGCUGCGCGGCCUUUGGGGUCUUUGUUGAGAUCCUGCCAGGAUUGCAAGGCCUGGUGCACGUUUCUGAGCUGGAGAUCGGGAGGGCAGAGGCAGAUGAGUGGUCCCCAGGGGACACCAUGGAUGUCAAAUUACUCGAGGUCAUGGCAGGGAACAAGCUGAAGCUGUCCAGGAAGUCUGUGCUGCUGGAGGAGGGCGUUGCCUCCCGCACUGCCUCCUCAGCCGCCUCGUCAGCAAGUUCGUCCGAGCUAGGCCGCAUCUACAAGGAUGCGAGGGUGACGAAGGUGAUGGCGACUGGAUUAGUCGUGGAGGCGGCGCCUGGCGUGGAGGGAACGGUGCACCAGACAGACCUGGACGUCACCCAGUACCCUGACCUGCGCUGCUGGCACGCCGGUGACGUAAUGGAUGCCAAGGUUGUCGAGGUGUCGGAGGACGGGAAGCUGCGGCUGUCCAGGAAGGCGGUGUUGCUUGACCAGCUGGGCAUUGUGGUCGAUGACAGGGCAUCCACAUCAGCAUCAACCCCUCCCGAGGAGCCCGAGAUCGGCAAAAUCUACCGGGAUGCGUGCGUGGAGGGCGUGAGCGCGUUUGGGCUCUUUGUGGAGAUCCUGCCGGGAGUGAGGGGCCUGUGCCACAUAUCGGAGCUGGAACUCGGCAGAACUGCCAGCAUGGACGCCUGGGAAGAGGGUGACCGCAUCGACGUCAAACUCAUAGACACGCUGAAAGAUGGCAAGCUGAAGCUGUCACGGAAAGAGGUGCUUCUCGAGGACGGAUCCGCGCAGAGGAGUAACGAGCCUGCUGUGGGAGAGAUUGUGCGGGGUGCAGUGGUCAGGAGCGUGGUGGACUUUGGAGUCUUCGUCAAGGUGGCUCCCGGCGUGAAGGGGCUGGUGCACAGGUCACAGCUUGACCUGGAUGACUUUGAGGAGGUCUCGGACAGGUACCAGAGCGGCGACAGAAUCGAUGUCAAGGUGCUGCAGCCUUUUGACGACCGCCUAACACUCUCACAGGUGGCAGCCUUGGAGGCCGCCGCUGUGUAGAGAUGAGUGCUGCAGGCAAUUAUCUUCAUUACAAGAUUUGUCUGCCAAGAGGCAAGGUUAAUGGUUGCCAAAAUCCUACCCCUUGUUGGGCUCGCCAAAUGCAACCAAGACGAAAUUAGUUUAUGAUUACAUUGCUCAGCAUUUAUACCGCCCCUCGCCAGCGGGGGCUAACUUACAAUCGCAUAACACCGUGGGUAAGACUUUUAGUGGAGAGGUUCUUGGGGCGCGCUUGAGGUGAAUAAAAUUUGCAGCAGGGCUCUGACUUUGGGCCAGUAGCAGGAGGAAUGAAUCUAAAUGUCGAGCACUGUGCAAGGAUAUUGCUGUACCUUGGUUUGCAGACUCGAGGAGAAAGCACGGAUACUAGUUGCGAGGUUUGCUAAUGCUUGCGCAGAACUUAGGUUUGCUCAUUGCUGUCUCACCAACGCAUGAACAGCUUAAUUCAUUGAAGGAUGGAUUGGACUGCAGCGGAUAUAUAGACCACAUUUGGUGUCUCAGCUGCUUGGGUUAGAACAGUAGCAGUCUAUCAACUCCACUGGGUAUGC
Coccomyxa subellipsoidea C-169 is the source of this 3734-nucleotide messenger RNA. RefSeq lists its product as hypothetical. The record is from RefSeq and is a predicted model, not a curated record. Gene Ontology annotation, biological process: mitochondrial RNA 3'-end processing; mitochondrial mRNA catabolic process. The transcript has 21 exons. Bases 1 to 3192 code for a protein of 1063 amino acids. Lineage: Eukaryota; Viridiplantae; Chlorophyta; Trebouxiophyceae; Coccomyxaceae. Gene Ontology annotation, cellular component: cytosol; mitochondrion; chloroplast stroma. Gene Ontology annotation, molecular function: polyribonucleotide nucleotidyltransferase activity; 3'-5'-RNA exonuclease activity; RNA binding.